AUGUCCAGCAGGCUAUUUUUCGAAAGGGGACUUUUCAGCAGUGGUAAUAUACACAGUACCCGCUUCACCAAGAAGGACAAAAAAUAUUUCAUCGUCAAGAAACCUGACAUAUGCACAAACGUAAUCAUCGUGCCCAUGUACAGAGACAACUACGCCUACAUUUUUUACGACGAUAAGGAUGAAGGAGUGGCAGUGGACCCAAGUGACCACAACGUCGUUAACGAAAUCGCGGAAAUGGAAAAAAUAAAAAUAAAAAAUGUGCUAUGCACACAUAAACAUGCUGACCAUAAUGGGGGAAAUAGCUAUUUUUUCAACAAAAAAAUUAACGUGUACGGAAUUAAAGAAAAGGACAAUAAAUACAUAAAUAGCAAUCUUCAAAAUGUAAAGACUUUCCAAAUAAAUAACUUUAAAAUUUCCACAUUUUUGUCACAUUUUCAUUGUAACAAUCAUAUUUCAUACUUAGUGGAAAAUGCACAAAAGGACUCUUCAAAAAAAAAAAUAUUUUUUACGGGCGAUUUUUUGUUCAUAUGUGGACUGGGCAAAAAUUUUGAAGGCAAUAAUUUCGACUUGCAUAAUUCUGUGCGCAAUUUAAAAAGCCUACAAAAGGACGCAGCGAACAUUUACGUUUUUUGCGGACAUGAAUAUACACAAGACAAUGUGAAGUUUGCGUUAAGUGUAGAUGGGGUUAACCCCCAUUUGGCUGCCUUUCAUCAGCAACUUUUGGCAAACGAAGAUCUGCUUCCCACCGUGCCUUCUCUCCUGCAAGAUGAAUUUGCAUACAACCCCUUCUUGCGUUGUGAUGAGGAGUACAUACAAAACGAAAUUAAAAAGUACGCCAAAAGGAACCAUUACGUCAUUAGUGCCAAACCCGAAUACAUCUCUCUUUUGCGCGUCAUGAAGGAUAACUUUAAGUGCUGCUGAGGGGUAUGCGGCGCGCCUCAGGCACCGUUUUGCCCGCAUGACACGUGGCCAUACCGCCUCGUCACGUCACAUGAGCAUACCACCUGGUCGUACCGCCUCGCCACGCUGCCUUACCUCGCCGCUUCGUCGAGCCACCCCCCAUUUUGCCACUUCCCCGCCAAGGGCUUCUCAACCAUUUCAGCCCUCACCCGUCGCAACCUCCUCGAUGCCCGCCAUGUCUACCAGACGUACAGCGACUUUUGCUCCACAUGAACGGUGGAAAAAGUGCUUAAGCGGGGCAAGCAAAGGGGGUGGAAAAAAAAAAAAAUUCGUGCAGGGUCGUUUUGCGAGUCCCCAAAUGGGUGCAAACCGGGAAAGGAGCUGCUUGCCAAGAAGUGCAUACGUAUGAGAUCAUCCAAGUGAGCUCAUCCAAAUAAGCUCAUCCAAGUAGGCUCAUCCAAAUAAGUGCUUACAAACAAGUGCAUACCUACCCGUCUGCUCACGUGCACGUGUGGUAAGCGCCGCAUGCUCGCAUACACCCCCCCUAGCACACCCACCGCGCAUACACGCCGCUUACACGCGCACAUUGGAAUGUGCGACCACUAACUGUUGCGCGCGCGAGGCUAACGGUUACGCCCCUUGAUACAAACACUUGCAUAUAAAGCUC
Molecule: messenger RNA, 1567 nt
Organism: Plasmodium vivax (malaria parasite P. vivax)
Lineage: Eukaryota; Apicomplexa; Aconoidasida; Haemosporida; Plasmodiidae
Product: glyoxalase II, putative
Exons: 1
Coding region: 1-921 (306 amino acids)
Molecular function (GO): hydroxyacylglutathione hydrolase activity
Source: RefSeq, a predicted model, not a curated record